Dacryopinax primogenitus is the source of this 849-nucleotide messenger RNA. RefSeq lists its product as uncharacterized. The coding region runs from base 259 to 762 and encodes 167 amino acids. The record is from RefSeq and is a predicted model, not a curated record. NCBI's taxonomy places the organism in Eukaryota, Fungi, Basidiomycota, Dacrymycetes, Dacrymycetales, Dacrymycetaceae. The transcript is spliced from 2 exons.
GAGUUCAUUCCCUGUGACGGCGAAAUACAAUGACCUGGUCGUGUUGCAGCACCGCCCAGUACGUCAAGCUCAACCACGUCAACAUCUGCUUCACCCAGUGGCACCCCUUCUGCUGGGGGAGCAUUGUCUGGCUCAUCCAGCAAUGCGGGUCCCAUUACAGGUGGUGUGGUAGGAGGGGUAGCUGGACUGGCAAUCAUCGCUCUUAUCCUGUGGCUCUUUGUCUUCCGCAAUUGGGAUCGCAGAACGAGUGCACGGGAUAUGAAUGGCGGACAUGGACCGGUCAACUACGAGCCGAAGGAUGUCCCAGAUCUUUCUGGAAACCCAGCCGCGCCUUUCAUUCUGGGGACGCAACCGCACGUGUAUAUGCCCAAUCAGGCCAUGGCUAACCGGCAGGGAUACACAUAUCAGGCUGUAUACCAGCCAGCAGUCACAUUAAGCUCAUCAGACCCGUCGACAUCCGUCCCAAAUGAAUACGACGCUCAUGCGGCCCAAAUCGCCGCCGUUGCAGCAGCAUUACCACCGAGGAAGGGAGCACCAAACAUGGCUGCUGCCCCAGUCAUGCGUUCAGAACAGCCAGUGUCUCCUUCGGUUUAUCCCGCAAGCUCCGACGUCAGCGCACCUAGCUCUGGCAAUGCGACCAUAACCAUUUCUCCUCGUAGGGAGCAAGACGCCGGGUUCUUGCAGGGCGACGAACUCGAACCUCCUACACUUCCUCCUGACUACGAUGCUGCUACUCUCCGGCGGCGCGCUGGUCAACCGUAGCUGGAAAUGACCUGAUAUUGCACAAUAUUGUGAAUCACGCUCAUCUUUUACCCUCUGAGGACUCCUGGUCGAUUAUACUAUAUUAUU